CAGUGAGGAGUGGCUCCCUAAACACUCACACCGAAUAUUUCAGUGUCCUGACUUCUGAGCCUCGUCUUUCCUCAGACUCUCCUCCCUGGCACAUGAAAAAUUCAAAUGAAUGUCUAAAAAAUUUACAUAAAAAGGCCACAAGAACGGGUCCAACCAUGGAGUCAGUCCAUGGAUUAUUUUGUCUUUUUGUAAUCUCGUCCUACUUCAUCUUUGGCCACGGGCAAAAACUUGUGUGCACGGAGGAAGCCAAGGCCGAUAUAGUGUUUUUAGUGGAUGGAUCCGCCAGCAUCGGGCUGAAGAACUUCCAACAGAUUCGUGAAUUUCUUACAUCUGUCGUGAACAACUUUGACAUUGCCCCCAAUAAGGUCAGGGUCGGCAUGGUCCAGUUUAGCGACACGCCGAAAACCGAGUUUUUCCUCAACACCUAUGAGGAGAAGAAGGAGAUUCUCGACUACAUCAAACUCUUGCCGUAUAAAACCGGAGGCACCAACACGGGCCAGGCCUUGAAGUUCUUGCUGAAAAACCACUUUACCGAGCAAGCAGGAAGUCGAGCAAACCAAAUGGUGCCUCAGAUCGUCUUCGUCAUCACAGACGGGAACUCUCAGGACGAUGUCGAUCCGUACGCCCAGGAACUGAGGCAGAAGGGAAUCAAAGUCUACGCCAUUGGAAUCAAAGAAGCGGACGAGAAGUUCCUGAAGAAGCUCGCUAGUCAGCCUUAUGAAAAUCACGUGUACAGCGUGUCAGAUUUCACUGCCCUCCAGGAAAUCUCGCUGAGCGUCAGUCGUGAGCUGUGCAUCACCGUAGAAGAGGCACAAGGAGAGCGUCAAGAAUGCAGCGAGAUUACAGCAGCAGACAUUGUUUUCCUCGUGGAUUCAUCAGACAGCAUCGGAGACACCAGAUUUGGAGAAGUCCGCCAUUUUCUCCAUGCUUUUGUAAAAAGUCUUGAGGUUGGCAUACAAACGGUGAGAGUUGGCCUUGCUCAGUUUAGCAACAGACCGUACCAGGAGUUCUUGCUUGGUACAAAUGAAGCCAUGAAGGAAGAUCUGCUCAGGAAGCUGCUCAGCAUCACAUAUCUGAAGGGUGGACCAAAAAGAACAGGUCUCGCUCUGGAUUUCAUUCGGAACAACUACUUCAGCCAAGCUAGACAAAACAUUUCUAAGAUUGCCAUCUUGAUCACGGAUGGGGAGUCGAAUGACGCUGUGCAGGAGCCGGCACAGGAGCUCCGAAAGCAGGGAGUCGUCAUCUUUGUGGUCAAGACUGGACCUGCUAACAGUGCGCAGCUCCAAGCCAUUGCUAACAGUCCCCAGAAGGAAUUCUUGUUUAGCACGGACGAUUACCAAAAUAUAACCAACCUGAUUGAGAACCUGCGCAGAAGAGUGUGUGUUGCUGUUGAUGACCAAUUACGAGCUUCUUCCCUCAAGUUCACAGAUGUCUUUUUCCUGGUGGAUAGCACAGCAUCAAGACCAGAGUCCCAACAAAUCAGAACCUUCUUGACACGGCUGGUCAACCAGCUCGCCGUAGACAAGGACGGUAACCAUGUCGGCUUGGCGCAGUUCAGCGACAACGUUGAAGAGGAAUUUCUGCUCAAUACUAAUAAGACCAAAAAUGAAAUCUUGACAGCCAUACGCACUCUCCGUCUUAAGCCCAAAGGGUUGCGCCAAACUGGAAAGGCAAUCGAGUAUGCACGCAAAAACUUCUUCAAUACUACAACUGGCAGUCGCAUCGCGCAAGGCUUCAAACAGGUCCUGCUGGUGACGAGUGUGGGGAAAUCGAACGACAGCGUCAUUCGGCCAUCGCGUACAAUUAAAAAGGAUGGAAUACGCGUAAUCUCUGUCGGCUUAGGCAAAGCCGAAAUGGACGAGCUGGACGAUAUUUCUAGUCCGAAUCAGACGUAUAAAAUGACAACACAAAAUAUUCCACAGGUGAUCCAGAAAGUCAAGUCUGUGGUUGACUCGCAAGAUGUCCCAAGUGUCUCCCAAGACUGCAAGUCCGCCAACAUAGCAGACAUCGUGUUUAUUGUUGACAAAUCUGGCAACAUGGGACCUGAAAACUUUCAGCUUGUACGCAACUUCCUCCUAAACACCAUUUCAGGGCUCGAAGUAGGCCUCCACAAAGUGAGGAUCGCCAUUGUUCACUACAGCGACGUUCCCAGAGCUGACGUUUAUCUAAACACAUUCAGCGACAAAAGUGAAAUUUUGCAGUACGUUCAAAGACUGUCCUAUGGCAGAGGCAAAGCAUACACCGGAGCAGCGCUACGAUUCGCCAAGGACCAGGUGUUCACCAAGGAACGAGGCAGCCGAAGUGAUGAACAUGUUCAGCAGAUUGCAGUGGUCAUCACAGAUGGAUGGUCUGCAGAUAAUAUCACCACUCCAGCAGCAGAGUUGCGCCGCUCAGGUGUCACGGUUUUUGCUCUAGGCAUUAAAAACGUCAACGUACAAGAAUUGAAGGAGAUCGCGUCGUACCCACCCAGAAAGUUUGUGUUCAAUGUAGAGAGUUUCGUUAAGCUGAACGCAUUGUCAAGUGUGCUGACACAAAGCCUUUGUGGGGACAUCACCUCUUCCUUCAUACCUUUAUUCAAGGAUAUUACUCUUCAGAAAGGCUGCAGGUUCACAGCUGAAGCGGACAUCUAUUUCCUCCUCGAUGAAUCAGGAAGCAUUAGUUACGAAGACUUUGAUGAAAUGAAAGCUUUUAUUCUGGAGUUCCUUCACAUGUUUGAGAUUGGACCCGACAAGGUGCGCAUCGGUGUGGUGAAAUUUGCGAGCCAUGCGACCAUUGUCUUCCGCCUGGACACUUACAACACAAAGUCUAAAGUGGAAAAGGCAGUGAAAGCCCUAAUAAUGGAUGGAGGUGGCACUAGAAUUGACUUGGGACUAGAAGAGAUGAUCCCGCUCUUUAGGCAGGCAUCACAAACACGCAAGCAAAAGGUUCGCGAAAUACUCAUCAUGAUUACGGAUGGCAAAUCUGAGCAAGUUGGAACACCAGUGAAUAUUCCAGCUGAAGAACUUAGGAACCAGAACAUCACAAUCUAUGCUAUUGGGGUGAAAGACGCAGACAUGGCCGAACUGGAAGAUGUCUCCGGAAGCCCUAAAAGGACAUUUUAUGUCCAAAACUAUGAUGCCCUUAAGCUAAUCAAAACCAAAGUCCUUAAAGAAAUUUGCUCAUUUGAAGCUUGUGAAGAUCUUUCGGCAGAUGUGGUCUUUCUGAUCGACGGUGGAGAUGCUGUUGAUGAGCUAGACUUUAGUAGGACAAAGGAGCUAAUAGGAUUCACUGUAGAAAAACUACCCGUUAAAGAGGACAGAGUGCGACUUGCUGUUGUUCAAUACAGCACAAACGCAGUUGUGGAAUUUGCCUUAAAUGCUUUCCAUGAUAAAGACUCUUUACAAAAGGAAAUUGCAUCCAUCCGUCAGCUUAAAGGCCAAACAAACACGGGUAGGGCGCUGCAAGAAGCUUUAGCUGUGUUCCAGGAGUCCAGCGGUAGGCGUGCUAAUGCUUUGCAGUUCCUAAUACUUGUUACAGACAGCAUGUCCAAAGAUGAUGUAAUACAGCCUUCUAAGGCUCUUAGGGAGCGCAACAUCAACAUUUAUGCUAUAGGUUUUAGGCAUGCUAUCAAAUCUCAGUUGUUUGAUAUUUCCGGAUCUUAUGAAAGAGUCUACCUAGACAACAACUUUGCUUCCCUACAGACUUUGGGUAGCGAGGUCAUCUUCAAGAUUUGCAAUACUGGGUGCAAAAGACCUGAACUGAUGGAUGUAAUCUUUUUGGUGGACGGCUCUAGUGGGGACAACAGUGCAAAUUUCCAGCUGAUGAAAAGAUUAAUAGGAGCAGUGGUGAAAAAGGCUGACGUUGGGGAGAAAAGAGUCCGCUUUGGAGUGAUAGUUUAUUCUAACCAGCCUAAAUCUGAGUUUGCUCUAAGUCAGUACAUCAGCAAGGACAAGAUUCUGGAAGCCAUUUCUGAGCUGCAUGCUCCAGGAGGAAAGAGAAACACAGCCCAGGCUCUGAAGUCUGCACUCUCCUACUUUGGGGCAGCGCACGGAGGAAGGCGUUCUAAGCACGUUCCUCAGGUGCUGUGCUUAAUAACGGAUGGUCCGGUCGCCGAUUCUGCCACCCUCACAAGAUGGCCUGAAGAUCUCUCAGAUUCCGAGAUCAACAUGUUUGCAAUUGGGAUGGCAGGAGCCAGCGAGGCUGAACUAUCAAGAAUUACAGGAAAUAACGAAAGGACCUACUAUGUGGACAACUACGAGGCUUUUAAAGCGCUGUAUAAACCAAUUUCUCAACAACUCUGCAAUCUCACAAAAUCAGUGUGUGAGAAAGAGAAGGCAGAUCUGGUCAUUUUGAUCGAUGGGUCCGAAUCGAUUUCUGAGAAAAACUGGGAAGUGGUUAAGGGUUCCGCGAUCAACAUUGUUAAAAAGCUUGAAAUUGCACCAGACAAUUGGCGGGUUAGUGUCGCUCAGUUUAGUGACAAAGUACUGAAUCACUUCUACCUGGACAAAUACAGCAAUCUAGCAGGAGUGGAACAAGGCAUACAUGAGAUCACCCAAAGGAAACAAGGUACAAACACCUGGGAAGCGUUGAAAGAAAUAGAAGACUACUUUACGCCAGAGCACGGAAGCAGGAUAAAGCAAGGAGUGUCACAGAACUUGCUGCUAAUCACUGAUGGCAAAGCUAAUGACGAGGAGGAUCCAAGUACACUUGCUAAUCUUAGAGCAAAGCAUAUUGAGGUAUUUGCGAUUGGGAUCGGGGAUGAUAUAAAUCACCAUGAACUCAUCAAAAUCGCUGGGUCCAAAGACCGUGUUUUCUACGAGACCUUUGAGAGUCUUCCACUGAAGAUAACCGCAAACAAAGUUCUAGAUGCUCUUUGCACACCAGCUGAACAAAAAGAGCUAGAGGGAUGCUCUAUUGACGUCGCCUUUGGGUUUGAUGCAUCACACCGAACAAGCUUGCAGUCUUUACUGGGACCACACACAGAGUCCAUUGUCGCUGCAGCUAUUCACCGUUUGUCCAUGAUCGGUGGGCUCUGCUGCGUUGCUGCAGACAAAAUUGAAACCAAAUUUGGCUACCGUAUAGUCUCUGGCAAAGAUGGGAACAUUAUAGAUGAUUUUAACUUUGAAAAGUACGACCCGAACGUGGUCAACAAGGUGCUCCAAAUACGGUCUGCGACACCCACAGCUUUCAAUGCGAAACUUCUGAACUCCUUCGAACUAAAAUUAAAGAGUUCACGGGCCGGAGUGAAGGUGGUUAUCAUAUUCACAGACGGAUUUGAUGAUUCCAUGGAUCACCUAAAGGCGAGUGCAGAGAGUCUCCGGAAAAGUGGGGCUAAUGCACUGAUGAUCGUGGCUCUGAAAGACAGCAUGGACCACCAAGCUUUGGAAUUUGGACGAGGUUUCAGCUACAACAAACCCCUUUCUAUCAACAUGCUGAACGUGGGCAACACCCUGCUGGAACAGCUUGAGUCCGUGGCAUCGAGAGAGUGCUGUAAUGUGACAUGUAUGUGUAGCGGUGACUUUGGUGCCCUGGGACUUUUUGGACCCCCGGGACCAAAGGGUGGGCUAGGGCCAGUGGGGCAUCCUGGAUUACCUGGUGAAGAUGGAAGCCCGGGUGAAAGAGGUAACCCGGGUCUAAAUGGAACUCAAGGACACCAGGGCUGCCCUGGCAAAAGAGGCCUGAAGGGCUCGAUAGGAUACACUGGGAAUCGAGGAGAAGAUGGAGAAUUUGGUCUCACUGGGGUAGAUGGUGAACAGGGUGAGACUGGGGCCACCGGAGAUGCAGGACCGAUGGGAGACCCAGGACGCCCAGGUGUGAAGGGAGUUCGAGGAGGUUCUGGUCCGAAGGGAGAACACGGUGUGAGAGGAGAUCCUGGAACAUCGGGAGCAGACAGCAACAUACCAGGUCCAAAGGGUGAGAUGGGAUACGUCGGCCGUCCUGGUGAUCAAGGUCCAGACGGUGCUCCGGGUGUCUUAGGCGAGCAUGGGCAGCCCGGUUCUCCAGGGAGGAAAGGACCACCAGGGACACAGGGGCUUUCCUCCACUGAACAAGGAGAACCAGGACCAGUGGGUACCGCUGGACAUCCGGGAUCACGGGGUCCUCCUGGAAGAAAUGGAGUCAAAGGAGAGAAAGGUGAUCAAGGUCUCCCUGGAGUUCAGGGACUGUACGGUGCGGUCGGGGAUAAAGGAGCCAAAGGAAACCCGGGACACAAAGGGCCUCGGGGUCCACUAGGUGACAUGGGCAGUAAAGGGGACACUGGACCAGAGGGUGUCAGAGGACCACCGGGCAACAUUGGAGCAGACAGUUACGGACCUCCAGGACGUAAAGGACAUAAAGGAAAUCCUGGUUUUCCUGGUUAUCCGGGUUUGCCGGGUGAAGAUGGAACUAAAGGAUCCACUGGACAGAGAGGACCCAAAGGACAUCGAGGACAGCCGGGGAACAGAGGAAAUCGGGGACCUCCUGGAGAUCCUGGAGAGAAAGGCUUUAUCGGACACCAGGGUCCUAAAGGCUUGCCAGGAACCAGUGUGAAAACUGAAUGUGAAUUAGUGAAUUACGUGCGUGAAAACUGCGUUUGCUGUGGAGGUCGCACUCACUGCCCAGGUUACCCCACGGAGCUGGUCAUUGCUCUGGACAUGUCUUCUGAUGUAACCUCCAAGGCAUUUGAGGAGAUGCGUUCAACAGCUGUGUCUCUGCUAGAGGACAUCGAUAUCGCUGAGACAAACUGUCCAGUAGGAGCUCGGGUUUCCGUUGUGUCCUACAACAGUCAAACCAGUUACCUGAUUCGUUUCUCGGACCACAAUCGAAAGAGUCAGCUCCUGGAGGCGGUCAGGGGAAUCUCUCUACAGAGGAGCAGGAGUCGCCGGGAUAUUGGCCAGGCCUUGCGCUUCAUUGCAGACAACGUCUUUAAACGUGUCCGAAAUGGCAAACUGGUCAGGAAGGUGGCCAUUGUCCUGACGAACGGGGAAUCAAAGGACAUGUCAGCCAUCAACACGGGUAUGCUGAAGCUCAAGGCUUCAGGAAUCAAUCUGGGAGUCAUCACCUUCAAAGAUGCUCCAAACAUUCGUCAUGCCAUCCAGGCUGAUGAAACAGGAAGGUUCAAGGUUUUUACCAAUGACGAACACAGUUGGAUUAAAGAGUGUGUCAUCUGUUACGAUGACUGUAAACCAGACCAGACGUGUAACAUCAACCUAAACCCUGAGCCUGAGGAGGUUGAUGUAGACCUAACUAUAAUGAUGGACUCCUCUUACGAUCUUCAGGCUGGUCAAUUCUCUGACGUCAAGGAGUUUUUGGUUUCCGUGCUGGAAACAAUAGACGUGAGCAAUGAACCUAGCAGAGAGGACGGGAAGGCCAGGAUCGGUGUGUACCAGCAGAGCUCCACGUACCCUAACCACAAUGUUAAGGAGGUGCUGGGACUCGGUACACUUAGAGACCGAGCCGUGAUCGAGAGACGCAUUUCUGAAGACAUGCUGCAAGCCGGCGGCUCACCACGUCCAGAUACAGCUCUGGAAUGGAUGGUAUCCAACGUUUUCCUGGAGGCACAGGCACCGAGGAAGAAGCGAAUGGUCCUGAAUGUCCUGGGUGAAGAAUCCGCGAGUUUCAUCGACAAAGACGAGCUGAAAUACAUCUCUACACUGGCUCAGUGUAACGAUAUCGUGAUGGUCACGCUGACAGUGGGAGAAAAAUUCAGCUGGAGUCAGGUAGAAGGUCUCACCACACCACCAAUUGAUCAACACCAUAUACCCCUGGGGCAGCUGGGGCUGAGGGACCGACAGUAUGCUCAGAAAUAUCUACGAGCCUUCCUACGCAUGCUCACCAGAGAUUUCUUCCCCAAACCCUCGUCUCUAAAUGAUGAGUGCAGCACUUUUGUUGUUCGGCAGAUUGAACACUUGCCUGUUGUUCCUCCAACAAAACAAGAUGAAGCUUUCAUCCCGGGUGAGUUGUUCCCUUCUCCAGCCAUUCCCGAGAUCUACACUGAAGCCAGCACAGACAUGUACCAGGAGGUCACGGCACCACAUCCUCAGCAGUUCACGGAGAUCUAUACGGAAACCUACACAGACGUCUACACCGAGAAGUAUGUGCACAUGUAUACGGAACGUCCGGAAAUCCACACCGAGAUCUUCACGGACGUGUAUCAAGACCUGUUCACAGAGGUGUACGAGGACGUUUACCAGAACGAGUACCGGGACCAGGCCACACACGAGGGCACCAGAGGAGACGGGAAAGUGAUGGUAUUGAAGAGCGAGGGAGUGGAGAAGCCUGACGGAGUGGACGCGGUGCACCAGCCGGACGAGACGAAGGACCGGUGCUCACUGGACAGGGAUAUGGGGAGAGUGUGUUCCAACUACGAGUCCCGCUGGUACUACGACCACCAGGCUCGCCAGUGCAAGCACUUCUGGUACGGCGGCUGCGAAGGGAACGACAACCGCUUCCUGAGCAAAAGCGAGUGUGAGGAGACGUGCGGCGGAUCACAUGAUCUUCUCAAGGAUGAACCUUCGAAAGCAGAAGAUGUUUGCCAGCUCUCUCAGGACAUGGGCUCCUGCUUUAACUUCAUGCUGAAGUGGCACUACGACGCGUCUCGCCGAGAGUGCAGCCGCUUCUGGUACGGAGGCUGCGAGGGUAAUGGGAACAGGUUCGACACACGAGAGGAGUGUGAAGUUCGCUGUCUGAGAGCCGUGAAGAGGCUCUGAACACACAGCACAUCAGGAACAUCUGCCUGGGGUUAAUUUAAUGUGUUGAGACGUUAUUUUUGAAAUGAUUUUAAUUUUCUAUGUUUCCUGAUGAACAGAAGAUCAGUCCGGUGUUCCUCUCUGUCUCUACAGAGUCACGUUAUUAAUCUAAUGUCAGAAUUCAGACUGAGAUAGACGAGGAAAAUAUAUAUAUAUUAACUGCAUUUAGCAAGAUGAGAUUUAUUGGACCCUGAGUGAACAAAAAUGUCUCCUUGUAAAAAAAUGAUGAAAG
Molecule: messenger RNA, 8937 nt
Organism: Hemibagrus wyckioides
Lineage: Eukaryota; Metazoa; Chordata; Actinopteri; Siluriformes; Bagridae
Product: collagen alpha-4(VI) chain
Exons: 43
Coding region: 93-8666 (2857 amino acids)
Molecular function (GO): serine-type endopeptidase inhibitor activity
Source: RefSeq, a predicted model, not a curated record